Penicillium griseofulvum is the source of this 708-nucleotide messenger RNA. RefSeq names its product ThiJ/PfpI family protein. Bases 1 to 708 code for a protein of 235 amino acids. Lineage: Eukaryota; Fungi; Ascomycota; Eurotiomycetes; Eurotiales; Aspergillaceae. Gene Ontology annotation, molecular function: glyoxalase III activity. The record is from RefSeq and is a predicted model, not a curated record. The transcript is spliced from 3 exons.
AUGACACCAAAAGUCCUCGUCGUCCUAACCUCCCACGACAAAAUCGACGCCACAGGCAAGCCAACCGGCUGGUAUCUACCCGAAUUCGCCCACCCCCAUGAAGUCUUGCACAAACAGGUCUCCCUAACAAUCGCCUCCCCAAAAGGAGGCGAAGCACCCCUUGACCCGUCAUCAGUCAAGAUGUCCGAGUCAGACCCUGUCGCGCAGAAAUUCCUAAAAGAACAAAAAGCCCUCUGGAGCAAUACGCACAAGUUGGCGGAUAUGCUUCCGCGCGCUGGAGAGUUCGAUGCGAUUUUCUAUGUUGGUGGACAUGGACCAAUGUUCGACCUAACAACCGACCCGAUCUCACUCGCUCUGAUCCAGACUUUCGCGGCAGCUAACAAACCCGUCGCGGCUGUUUGCCACGCUCCAUGUGUUCUACUGAAUGCAACUGCGCCGUCGGGUGUACCGCUUAUCUCUGGUGUUAGCGUGACUGGGUUCUCGAAUGCAGAGGAAGAUGCCGUGGGACUAUCUUCCGCGAUGCCGUUUAUGCUUGAGACGGAGCUUGGUAGGGUUACGGGUGGGAAGUAUGUUAAGGCAGCUGAGGCAUGGGGGGAGAUGGUUGUUGUUGGGAAGGCAGCUGGGACAGGGUCUACUAUUAUUACAGGACAGAAUCCUGGGUCUGCGAGUGGAGUUGGGAAGGCGAUUUUGAAGGCUUUGGGGUUGUAA